AAUAUUAUUAAUAUUUAUGGUAUAUCUCAAGAACCAAAUACAAAUAAUUAUAUUAUAGUUCUUGAUUAUGCAGAAGGUGGAAAAUUUGAUAAAUGGAUGAAUAAAAACUAUAAAAAUUUUUACUGGUUAUGUAAACUAAAUGUAUUACUUAAUAUUAUUAAUAGUCUUAAAGAAAUUCAUCAAAAAGGAAUGGUUCAUUGUGAUUUUCAUACAGGAAAUAUAUUAUUUUUAAAGGAUAAUAUAUGCGAUCUUGGUAAUGAUAUAUUAAUUUCAGAUAUGGGUUUAUGUGGAAAAGUUAGUAAUAUAAAUAAUACAAAUGAAAUAAAAAUUUAUGGAGUUAUACCUUAUAUUGCUCCAGAAGUACUAAGAGGAAAACCAUAUAGUCAAGCAGCAGAUAUAUAUAGUUUUGGCAUGAUUAUGUAUUUUACAGCAACAGAAAAACAACCUUUUUCUAAUCGUGCUCAUGAUGAAUUUUUAGUAUUAGAUAUAUGCAAUGAAAUUAGACCUGAAAUAAAUGAACCAGAAGCUCCAAAAUGUUAUAUUAACUUAAUGAAAAAAUGUUGGGAUUCUAAUUCAAAUAAUAGGCCAAAUGCUAUUGAAAUAGAAAAGGAAAUUAGUUCAUUUUAUACUUCAUGUAAUUCAAUAUUGGGACAACGUAAUUAUUUUAAAGUAGCAGAAGAAUAUAGAAAAUUUUUUAAGAGGAAUAAACAAAUUACUCAUCCACAAGCUAUUUAUACAUCAUCUUUAUUGCUUAAUCCUUUUACUAUAAAAAAUAUUAGUGACUAUUUAGACUGUGCAAUUCCUGAUUAA
Rhizophagus irregularis DAOM 181602=DAOM 197198 is the source of this 810-nucleotide messenger RNA. RefSeq lists its product as uncharacterized. Gene Ontology annotation, biological process: protein phosphorylation; signal transduction. Lineage: Eukaryota; Fungi; Glomeromycota; Glomeromycetes; Glomerales; Glomeraceae. The record is from RefSeq and is a predicted model, not a curated record. Gene Ontology annotation, cellular component: cytoplasm. Gene Ontology annotation, molecular function: ATP binding; protein kinase activity.